Parasteatoda tepidariorum (common house spider) is the source of this 3501-nucleotide messenger RNA. The record is from RefSeq and is a predicted model, not a curated record. NCBI's taxonomy places the organism in Eukaryota, Metazoa, Arthropoda, Arachnida, Araneae, Theridiidae.
UUUUGUUUUCUCUUACAGACAUUUGGCGAGAAAUCCUUUUAUAUGUGACUGUAAUCUGCGAUGGUUGGCAGAAUAUUUGCAUGCCAAUCCGAUCGAAACCAGUGGUGCUAGAUGCGAAACUCCACGAAGGAUGCACCGUCGACGGAUUAGUCAAAUGCGAGAGACUAAAUACAAAUGUAAAGGUACGGAAGCGUAUCGCACAAGAGGAGCUGGUGAAUGCGCAUCUGUUCAUGACUGCCCUGAUCCUUGCGUAUGUGAAGGGACAAUGGUGGAUUGUUCAGGAAAGCGAUUAAGAGAUAUACCUGAAAAUAUACCAUCUUUUACCACUGAACUACGAUUGAAUAACAAUGUAAUCCCUAAAAUAAAGGCUAAUGGUAUCUUCAAAAAACUACAAAAUUUGGCGAAAUUGGAUUUGAGUAACAAUGAAAUUUCUGAAAUUGAUGAUGGUGCUUUUCACGGAGCCAAUCAGCUUACUGAUUUAUUAUUAACUGAAAACAAAUUGAAAGAAGUCACUGCUAAAAUGUUCAACGGUAUUUCAAAUCUGAAAACACUGAUGCUGAGAACAAAUUUGCUGACUUGCGUCUCUAAUGAUACAUUCACCAGUUUGGGUUCUCUGCAAUUACUAUCUUUGUAUGAUAAUCGAAUCACUCACAUUAUGGCUGGUGCAUUUGAUAAGAUGCCUGCUUUAACAACAUUGAACCUCCUAGCAAAUCCUUUGAAGUGUACGUGUAGACUGAGGUGGCUCAGUGAUUGGUUGAAGAGAUCGAAUAUAGUCAAUGGGAAUCCACGCUGCCAAGCACCCAUGUCUCUCAAAGAUAUUCCCAUUAAGGACGUAGAGAAAAAAGAAUUUGAGUGUGACAUCGGCAUGGAAGAAGAAGAAGGCUGUGGAGCUACAUUGACCUGCCCCCUGGGGUGUACCUGUACCGGUACAGUGGUUCACUGUAGCAGAAGGAAACUUAAGGCCUCCCCAAGAAAUAUCCCUCCCACUACUACGGAACUGUAUUUAGAUGUAAAUGAUAUUUCAAGAAUGCCGGAAGAUUUGAAUAUAUUCAAAGAUUUAGAACGAUUGGAUCUUAGCAAUAAUCAGAUAACGGUCUUGCCAAAUAAUAUUGUAUCGAAUUUGAGCAAAUUAUCAACACUGAUUCUAAGUUACAACAAAUUACAAUGCAUCCAGGUUGAUAGUUUAUUAGGAUUAAAGUCACUAAGAAUUUUGUCCUUACAAGGCAAUGACAUAUCCAUGAUUCCAGACGGCGCAUUUCGAGAAUUAGUAUCCAUAACGCACAUAGCCUUGGGCGCCAAUCCGCUGUACUGUGAUUGUAACUUACGCUGGCUUUCUGAGUGGAUAAAGCAGGAUUAUAUUGAACCUGGAAUUGCUAGAUGUGCUGAACCUCGAUCCAUGAAAGACAAGCUCGUUCUAACAGCCGAUUCUAAUGGCUUUGUUUGCACAGGAAAACCUGAACCUGAGGUACUUGCCAAAUGUGAUGCGUGCUACACAUUUCCCUGCCAAAACGGCGCUACAUGUAAGCCAAAGCCACUACGAGACUAUGAAUGCAUAUGCGCACCAGGCUACCAUGGUGUCAACUGCGAAUACGUCAUUGAUGCCUGCUACGGUAAUCCUUGUGAAAACAGUGGUACUUGCAAAGUUAUGGAGGCUGGACGCUUUAGUUGUCACUGCCCUUCAGGAUAUGAAGGUGACAGAUGUGAAACUAAUAUUGACGAUUGCAUGGACAACAAAUGUGAAAACAAUGCCACCUGCAUCGAUCUUAUUGAAGAAUAUGAAUGCCGAUGCAAUCCUGGCUAUACUGGAAAUUAUUGUGAAAAGAAAAUAAAUUUCUGUACAAAAGAAUUCAACCCUUGCAAAAAUGGUGCCACCUGCAUCGAUGAAAACUAUUCUUAUAGUUGUGCAUGUUCACUUGGGUUCACCGGCGAAAAUUGCACUAUUAACAUCAAUGACUGUUUAGAUCAUCUAUGCCAAAAUGGCGGCACCUGCAUCGACGGCAUUAACACUUACAGAUGCCAGUGCCAGGAUGGAUUCUCGGGAGCCUUUUGCGAAUUGGAAAACAUGGUUGACCUACUGUACCCUCAAACUAGUCCUUGUCAACACCAUGAUUGCAAACAUGGUGUCUGUUUCAUGCCAAGCAACGCAAAAGACUAUAUCUGUAAAUGCUCGCACGGUUUCACAGGUAAGCGUUGUGAAUCGCUUUCCAGCAUUAGUUUUCACGAGGGAUCUUACGUGGAGUUGGAUCCACUGCUUACUAAACCAGACGCCAAAAUCUCGAUAACUUUUGCAACUCAGCAAAGUUACGGGGUAAUGCUGUACAAUGGUGAAGCCCAGCAUUUGGCUGUAGAGCUGUUUAGAGGCAGAAUUAGAGUCAGCUACGAUGUUGGUAACUACCCUGUGUCGACUAUGUUUAGUUACGAAACGGUCAGUGACGGCGAACCCCAUGUUGUAGAACUUUCCCUUAUAAAAAAGAACUUCACUAUGAGGGUUGAUAAUGGCACAUCCAGAACUAUUGUUAACGAAGGACCUAAAGAUUACCUGGAGGUAUCGUCACCUUUGUAUAUGGGCGGUGUUUCUGAUGAGGCUGCUAGCAGUGCUCUUCGUCAGUGGCACCUAAGGAAUGCAUCAAGCUUUGAAGGUUGCAUGAAGGAUGUGCGACUGAAUGGCAAAUUGCUCGAUUUCAUGGUGGCCAGGAAGCAACAACGCGUGACACCGGGAUGCGCAGAGCUCGAAGAUCCGAAACCCUGCAAAGAGCAUCUCUGCCAGAAAGGAAAAUGUGUACCAACUGAUAAAAACAGUUACGAGUGCCAGUGUAGGAAAGGAUGGAGUGGGAGACAUUGUGACCAAGCUCCAUCUUGCCAGAAGGAACAAUACAGAGAGUACCUGGAAGAAAAUGGCUGCCGUUCAACAAAAAUGAUCAAAAUGGCUAACUGCGUCGGAUCCUGUGGAGACCAAUGCUGUAGACCACAGAGGAUAAAGCGCAGAAGCGUUCGCAUGACAUGCCCGAACGGCACAAAAUAUUCAACACAAGUUGAUGUCAUCAGAAAAUGUAAAUGUGUUCAAAAAUGUUAAAAUAUUUAACACCGAAUUACAAAUUUCGGUCCCCGCGGACAAAUGAACUUCAUAUGCAAAAAAAAAAGGACUUAACUCAUCGUUUUUUUUUUAUUUUGAAAAAGGAUGAUUAUCUUUUUCCUGUUAACCAAUUGACAGCUAAGAAAAUCGACGUUGCGUUUGCGGCCAGAUAAUGCAAGGCGUGCCAACGCAAAUGCCCACCAAGCGCGCCAUCAAAAAAUUAGAGGUAAAGCAAAGACACAUUUUUUUCGUGCAAAUGCCCACUAGAUGUUAAGUUGAAAACACCACUCAGUCAAGCUGAAGCAUUAGAUGUCAUGGCUUAUUCACAUUUGUAAUGCGCAAAGCUCUUAGGUAUCAGGCUAUCACUUGCAUUUCACAGAUGUUUUUAAAACAUACAGAAAAACACUUACGUGUGCAGUUAUCUAUUA